GGGGUGGGUGGGUGGCCGUGAUCAGGGUGGGGGCUUCACUUUUCCGGGAGGAAGGAGGUGCUGAGGGGCCAGAGAUCAGCGGGGAUUUUUGGGGGGGGGGGCUCUGUUUGUCCCAGCAUGGCCUUCAGCCAGCUGAAAUUCAAGGAGCUGGGCGAGGAGGAGCCCACCUGGGAGGAGGAGAGCCUGGACAGCGUGAAGGCGCUGACGGCCAAGCUGAAGCUGCAGACGCGCAGACCCUCGUACCUGGAGUGGGAAGCGCGGGUGAGGGGGCAGCGCUGGGGGGCUCGGACCCCCGGGGGCACCCGGGGGGCACCGCAGAGCCCCGGGCACCCCGAGGAGCAGCAGGACGGUGGCGUUUGUGGCUUUGCCACCAUGGAGGCGGCUCUGGAGUGGCUGAGGACGGAGCUGCGGGACAUGCAGGCGCUGGACCAGCGGCUGGCGCAGCAGCUGAUGCGGCUGCGGGCGCGGCUGCACCGGCUGAAGGUGGAGCAGGCCUGCCACCAGCACAAGGAGAUGCUGGACGACGCCACCUUCGGCCUCGAGGGCUGCGAGGAAGACUCGGAUCUGCUCUGCACCAUCCCCCCCAAGGCCGCCUUCCUGCUCUCCACGCCGCUCAAGCACAUCGGCGUCACCCGCAUGAACAUCAACUCCCGGCGCUUCUCCCUCUGCUGAGCCAGCCCCGCCGCAGCCCGGCGGCUUUCGGGGCUCAAAGAUCCCUCCCCAAAUCUGUCAGGGCUCGGGAAUGGCACGGGAAUGGAGCGGGAAUGGAGCGGGAAUGGAAUGGGAAUGUCACUGGAAUGAUAUGGGAACGGCACGGGAAUGACACGGGAAUGGCACAAGAAUAGCACAGGAAUGACAUGGGAGUGGCAAGGGGAUGACACGGGAAUGGAAUGGGAAUGGCACGGGAAUGGCACAAGAAUAGCACGGGAAUGGAACGGGAAUGGCACAGGAAUAGAACGGGAAUAGCACUGGAAUUAUAUGGGAACGGCACGGGAAUGGCACAAGAAUAGCACGGGAAUGGAACGGAAAUAGCACUGGAAUGAUAUGGGAAUGACACAGGAAUGGCACGGGAAUGGCACAGGAAUGACAUGGGAAUGGAACGGGAAUGGCACGGGAAUGGCACAGGAAUUACAUGGGAAUGGAACGGGAAUGGCACGGGAAUGACAUGGGAAUGGCACGGGAAUGUCACAGGAACGUCACCGUCCCCACGGGGCCCGGGGCAGUUUUGGGGCCCGGCCCUGAGCCUGGUGGGACCAAUCGCAGUGGGAACCGUGGGGAGCCGCCCUGCAGGUGCAAUAAAAGGAGUGAGGAGAGGACGGCA
Oenanthe melanoleuca is the source of this 1321-nucleotide messenger RNA. RefSeq names its product family with sequence similarity 167 member B (gene FAM167B). The record is from RefSeq and is a predicted model, not a curated record. Bases 118 to 672 code for a protein of 184 amino acids. Lineage: Eukaryota; Metazoa; Chordata; Aves; Passeriformes; Muscicapidae. The transcript is spliced from 2 exons.